Messenger RNA from Harmonia axyridis, 788 nucleotides. RefSeq lists its product as uncharacterized. NCBI's taxonomy places the organism in Eukaryota, Metazoa, Arthropoda, Insecta, Coleoptera, Coccinellidae. The transcript has 3 exons. The coding region runs from base 269 to 679 and encodes 136 amino acids. The record is from RefSeq and is a predicted model, not a curated record.
UUGUUUCAAGGUCAUUUCUGCAUUAAAACGUGUGAUGUACCUACCACAACUCAUGUUCGAUUGAUUAUUUUUUUUUGUUCUCAUCAAAGAUGUCUACCUAAUUGUCUACAAAUAUCUGGAUUGUAUUGAAAAACAAUAGAGGAACAGGAAGUGAAAUGUUUAUCUAUACACUUUGAAUGUUUUCACAAAGUGAACGUUUUGAACGAAAACAUAUAUGAUGCGGAGGUAUAUAAAAUUCUGGCGAACUCAUUAAUUCAUUCAAUUGAAGAUGAAAGUAAAUAUGGCAUACAUGGUUCAUUUUCUCAGUUGUUUGCUUCUUUUUGAGGUGGCAUUAUCCUUCACCUUAGAUGAAUAUGAUAAAAAUUUCGAUGAAACUGCUGACGUUGAGGUUUUCGAAGACUGUAGAGAAUCAACACCUUUUCCCAUGGACAUAAGAUCAAAUACAGUCAAUCCAAUUUUUAUAAGACCCAAUCCACAUCUUACCAACUAUAUACCACCAAAACCGAAGAAUGGUGGACGACCAAAAGUUAUUCCAAAUUCAAGGACCUUUAUGCCUCGAGUUCAUCCGUUUCCAUAUCCUCGAAGGAUUUCGGUGAGAUUCCCAACUAACACUUAUUUUUAUUCUACUGAAGGACCAUUCUUCAGGAUAUGGCGAACAAGAUGGGUUGCUCUUCAAUGAAGAAACUUAUAUUAAUUCCACAUAGUGUUCCUAUGAGUCUUGUAUUAUUGUAAAUUGUCUUAUAUUUUAAUAGUUCACAAGUAACAAUAAAUGAAAAAAAAUAAGUGAA